This is a messenger RNA of Oppia nitens, 530 nucleotides long. Its product is annotated as neuropeptide Y receptor type 6-like. The coding region runs from base 14 to 463 and encodes 149 amino acids. Gene Ontology annotation, molecular function: neuropeptide receptor activity; neuropeptide binding. Gene Ontology annotation, biological process: G protein-coupled receptor signaling pathway. Lineage: Eukaryota; Metazoa; Arthropoda; Arachnida; Sarcoptiformes; Oppiidae. The record is from RefSeq and is a predicted model, not a curated record. Gene Ontology annotation, cellular component: plasma membrane; neuron projection. The transcript is spliced from 2 exons.
UUUUCUGAUAUCGAUGGCCAUCAGCGAUGUCGUUAUGGCCGUCCURUGCGUACCGUUCAACUAUACCAGCGUWAUGUUGGGUCGUUGGAUAUUUUAUCAUUGGCUCUGCCCAGUGGCCCAGUUUACCCAACUAUUGUCGGUAGCGGUAACCUCGUUCAUACUGACCGUUAUCGGCAUUGAACGAUAUUUAGCUACAACUCAUCCGUUUUCAUGGUUUUACAUUUGGCUAUCCAGUCAUUCACGACUAAUGCUGAGCCUGUCGUGGAUUUUUGGUGUCACCUAUUCAUCCCUAUGGACUAUAUUUACCCAAACCGACUCAUUUAUCUACAAUAAUACCACUUACUACCAGUGCUAUUCGGGCAUAGUUAUGAGCCAUGAGCUGAAAAAAAUCUCACUGGUCAUUAACUUUUGUUUACCUAUUGUGUACCCUUGUUUGUCAUAUCGUUUAGCUAUUAUGCUAUAACCAGACAUCUACGGGAAUCCAUGAGCAAUACUGAUCCAACAUUUACACAGUCGAUACAGAUUAGAAA